AUGAUUGUGGCAUCGUUUCGGUGACGGCAACCCGUGGGACAGACGACAUCCUCGAGCUCGACCGACUGACUGCCUGCCCGCUUAAGACGACACUACCAUGUCUGUCGCGAUCCAGACGCCGGGCGUCUUUGCGGUGACGAGCAUACCAGCCCCCUUGGUGACCGCUGGACCCGACCUGUUUCGCCGCCAGGACGACACGGAAACCUGUGGUUUCUGGUCCUUCUCCGACCGCACGUCACCCUACUCCGAGUACGUGUGCCCGGGGGGCUGCACCACGCAGUGGAGCGCAGGCCUGCACGGCUGCAAGGACACUUUUGCGUCGACCUGUUACGACGCCAAUGACAGCUACUGCUCGUCGGAUGUGUCUCUGCUCCCGGGCGAACUCUGCUGCACCGGAGACACUUACACCAACUGCGUCACGGCGUCCAAGAAGGACGAGGGCCGCUGGCUGGUGGCCUACGAGUGCUGGGUGGGCUUGAGCGGCGAGGCCUACAUCUCCGUCUCCGCGACCAUUGUCGAGACGACCGACGGUACCACCGUCACCACGGAGAUCACCACGGAUGUACCGACCGCCACCGAGACCGACGAUUCGGGGGAGAGCAAGGCCACCAACAGCCCCACGGCGGACGCAAGCGAGAGCGAGACAGCCGGCAGCGCGACCAGCGACGCGAGCACGAGCGACUCAACAGGCGAUGCGUCAGAGGAUGACAGCAAGGACAGCUCGGGGGCUCCCAUCGGCGCCAUUGUCGGCGGUGUCAUUGGCGGCGUGGCUCUGAUCCUGGGUAUCGCGUUUGGUCUCUGGUUCAUGCGCUUCUACAAGCGCAAGCACGCGAAGCAGACGGGCGCCGAGCCCAUGCGCGAAGACCACCCCAACACAUCCUACUACGGCGGCGCUGGUGGUGCCUACGUGCCACCGGCCGGGACGAGUCAGGGCGGCUCGCCCAGCGUGACCUCUGGAUACCACGGCAGCAGUGAUCCCAGCCAUGGUAGCAGCUAUCCAAUGCAGAACGGUGCCUGGGGAUACCAGCUACCGGCCGAGGCCAAGCCCGCGCAGCCGCACGCGCCGGUGGAGAUGCCCGGGAGCCACGAGCGGGCGGAACUGCAGUGAUGAUGGUCAAGGGCAUGGUCGUCGGUUGGGGAGGAGAGUUCUGCGUUCUGCGGCAUUGUCUUGGCGUUCCG
This is a messenger RNA of Emericellopsis atlantica, 1179 nucleotides long. RefSeq lists its product as uncharacterized. NCBI's taxonomy places the organism in Eukaryota, Fungi, Ascomycota, Sordariomycetes, Hypocreales, Bionectriaceae. The transcript has 3 exons. The record is from RefSeq and is a predicted model, not a curated record. The coding region runs from base 98 to 1108 and encodes 336 amino acids.